AUGGCUGGCCUGAAGGCUCCACUCCUGGCUGCCCUCAUCCUCCUUUCGGUGAUGCUUCAGGCAACCGACGCAGGGCCCUAUGCUGCCAAUGUGGAGGACAGCAUCUGCUGCCGGGACUUCGUCCUCCGACCCCUGCCGCCGCGUGUGGUGAAGAGCUUCUACUGGACCUCGGACUCCUGCCGCAGACCUGGAGUCGUCUUGCAAACCUUCAAGGAUCGGGAGAUCUGCGCCAACCCCAAAUUUCCGUGGGUGAAGAAGAUUCUCCAGAGGUUGAGCCUAUGAGGAGGCACCAUGAUGACCAUGCCUGGCUUCUCCAGGCAGGCUCGCCAAGCCCUACCUCUCCGCCAUUACAGCUGCUCCCCACAGAAGCCUGCGUCAGCAACUCUCUUUGAGCGCUCUCAUCUCCACCCCCGUUUGGCCUCUAUUGGACCUCCUCCCAGUCCCUCCUCUGUCCCACUGCAACCCGGGUUCAGGUCUUGCUCAGCCACUUCCUGACUCUCAAUGCUCUGAAGAGAUCAGAUCCUUGCCCUGGGCCCGACCCUCCAGAUCUGGGUGCUCUCCUUGCGCCCAGCCUGGCCCUGCUUCCCUUCCUGCAUGUUGGUCUGCAGUUUCUCAUUCUCCAACCCAAUGCUGCCCAUUUCUACUCUGGAGUCUUUCCAGGGCUGUUCUUGCUACCUACACAUGGCCAGGUCCCUUGCACUCCCAGGGUUUGCUCAGACCAACUAAUCAAGACAUUUUUUAGACUUCCCUGGCUCUUGGUCUACUCCUAUCUGGCCUGACCACAGUCUGCUCAGAAUUUUCAGGCUUUAGGGGCCCAUGCUUCUCAGCCCCACUUCUCAGAUCCAGGUCUCCAUC
This is a messenger RNA of Fukomys damarensis (Damara mole-rat), 855 nucleotides long. RefSeq names its product C-C motif chemokine ligand 22 (gene Ccl22). Gene Ontology annotation, cellular component: extracellular region. The transcript is spliced from 3 exons. Gene Ontology annotation, biological process: positive regulation of GTPase activity; G protein-coupled receptor signaling pathway; cellular response to interleukin-1. Gene Ontology annotation, molecular function: CCR chemokine receptor binding; chemokine activity. The record is from RefSeq and is a predicted model, not a curated record. Bases 1 to 282 code for a protein of 93 amino acids. NCBI's taxonomy places the organism in Eukaryota, Metazoa, Chordata, Mammalia, Rodentia, Bathyergidae.